AUGGCUCUUGCACCGUGGGACGAGCUCCCAAUUGAAAACACCCUCUUCGUUUUGGUGACGGGCGGGAAUAGUGGUAUUGGCUUCGGCAUUAGCGAACGCCUCAUUGACGAGUACCUGACCACGCGUUCGCUCUCGUCGCAUAUCGUCGUCAUUCCAACCACCCGCAGCGCCAAAAAGUCCCGAGAAACCAUCGACGGCCUGCGCAAACACACCAGAGAAUUCGCAGCCACCUCGACCGCCCUCCGCGUCCGCACCGGCCCGAACUACGAUCCCCGCCAAACUACACGACGAGUCCACAUCCUAAGCGUCCAACUCGACCUUUGCAACCUGCCGGCUAUCCGCCGCUGCGCGACGCAGCUCGUCUCAGGAACCCUCAGCAGUCCCAGCGAUGACGAUGACUUCGUGCCUCUCACCGACGUCCGGAUACCGCGAUUGGACUCGAUUAUUUUCAAUGCCGGUAUGGGAGGAUGGUACGGGCUCAACUGGCCGAAAGUUUUCCACAACAUCCUCACGAAGGGCCUCGUCAGUGCGACGACCUGGCCGACCUUCAAGGGUGCCCUCAGCGGCUUCGUGAUCGACCCGAUCCACGGGAAGACAGCCAAGAACAACAAUGACGAAGCCGCAACAGCCCCGCAAAUGGGCGAGAUCUUUUGCGCCAACGUCUUUGGUCACUACCUCUUCGCCCAACACCUCGUACCACUCAUGGCGCGCCGGCCCCAAGCCGGCAUCCCGCCCGGUCGCAUCAUCUGGGAAUCCAGCAUCGAGCCGGACUGGGAAACCCUGUCACUCGAUGACUUCGAAGCCAUCAAGACAAACGCCGCCUACGAGUCCACCAAGCGCCUGACCGACCUCCUCGCGCUGACCUCCAGCCUCCCAGCCUCCAAGCCCUACGUGGACAAAUACCUGACCCCAUCCACCACAAAAGCAUCACAACCAUCACCACCGACAGGAGCCGCAACCCCACCCAAAAUCUACCUCGUCCACCCAGGUGUGGUGCAAACCACCCUAUUCCCCCUCAACGCCUUCAUGUUCUUCUGGUACAACGUCGUCCUCUACGUGGCCCGCUGGCUCGGUUCCCCCUGGCAUCCCAUCACGGCCUACAACGGCGCCUGCGCCCCCGUCUGGCUAGCCCUACAGGAACAAGAGGACCUCGACGCCGCGGGUGCGCAGCGCGUGAAGUGGGGCAGCAGCACCGACUUCUGGGGCGAGUGCCGCGUCAAGAAGACCGAGGUGGAUGGGUGGGGGUGGGAGGGGAAAGUGGAAGGGGGUCGGGACCAGUUGAAGAAGGAGCAGAAGAUAAAGGGGCGGAAGUGGGACGCGGUGGAUGUGACGGAGGAGAGGCUGGCGCAGUUUGAGGAGUUGGGGGCGGCGUGCUGGAAGAAGAUGGAGGCGUUGCGGGCGACGUGGGAGGAGAGGACGUUGAAGGCGGUGAAGGAGGGGAACUAG
This is a messenger RNA of Dichotomopilus funicola, 1446 nucleotides long. Its product is annotated as 3-keto steroid reductase. Gene Ontology annotation, molecular function: 3-beta-hydroxysteroid 3-dehydrogenase (NADP+) activity. The coding region runs from base 1 to 1446 and encodes 481 amino acids. The transcript has 2 exons. Gene Ontology annotation, biological process: ergosterol biosynthetic process. NCBI's taxonomy places the organism in Eukaryota, Fungi, Ascomycota, Sordariomycetes, Sordariales, Chaetomiaceae. Gene Ontology annotation, cellular component: mitochondrial outer membrane; lipid droplet; endoplasmic reticulum membrane. The record is from RefSeq and is a predicted model, not a curated record.